GGCGUGUGUCAGACGUGUCAGCGGCAGUGUCGCGGUGCUGUCGCCGCCAUCAUGUUGUGUGUCGCGUUGCUGAGUGUCGCGGCUGUGUGCGCGGGCGCAGCGCAUCAUCAUCACGUGCAUGAUCAUCAGCAUGGAGCGGGCACGAGCCCAGCGUCACCAGAUCCGAUGGUGCGCAGCGUGUCUGGUGAGUUCCUGGGCUCGUGGAUGACGUCACGGCGCGGCAGACGCUUCCAGGCGUACCGGGGGAUACGAUAUGCUGAGCCGCCUGUUGGGGAGCUCCGGUUCCAGCCUCCGAAACCGAUCACGAACUACACUUCGAAAGUGGACGCGCGACAGGAGGGCCCUGCGUGCCCACAGCCCGUCUACAACAACUAUCCCGUGCACGAGGACUGUCUGCGACUCAACGUCUACACGCCGACUGAGGGAAAUGCCAAGAAGCUGCCGGUGCUGGUGUUCAUGCACGCGGGCGGCUUCUACUCGGUGUCGGGGCGCAGCGACGUGGCGGGGCCCGAGCAUCUGCUGGACCGCGACCUCGUGCUCGUCACCAUCAACUACCGUCUAGGAUCACUCGGUUUCCUGAGCACGGGCGACGCUCUCGCUCCCGGUAAUAACGGCUUCAAGGACCAGGUGGCGGCGCUGAAGUGGGUGCAGAGGAACAUCGCGGCGUUCGGCGGAGACCCCGAGCUCGUCACCAUCGCGGGGUACAGUGCGGGCUCCUUCAGCGUCAUGCUGCAUAUGAUCUCGCCCAUGUCUAGAGGUCUGUUCCACCGCGCGAUGUCAAUGAGCGGCUCCCCCAUCUCUCAAAUCGAGAUCCCUCGUCACCAGCGCCACCUGGCGGAGCGACAGGCGCGUCUGCUCAGCUGUCCCACUGACUCCUCGCGCGCCAUCGUCGACUGCCUCAAGACUAAGAGUAGCAAGGAGAUCGGGGACUCGCUUGAUAAGAUGUUUGACUUCGGCUACGACCCGGUGCUGCUGUGGGUGCCGAUCCACGAGCAGGACUUCGGCCAGGAGAUGUUCCUGCCGCGACAGCCACUGGACGCGCUCUGUAGCGCUGACCUGGCGCAGGUGCCCUACAUCAUCAGCCAGACGCAGGACGAGUUCUUCUGGAAGGCUCUUGACGUUCUCCGCAACCCGUCCGCCUUCGAGUCGUGGCGCGCGGACUGGCCUGGCAAGGCGCGCGUGGCGCUCUAUCUGUCCGGAGACAACGCCACGGCCACCACUGCCGCCAACAGGCUGAAGCAGGCCUACCUGGGAGGCAAGGAUAUAGCCAACGAUACUGCUACUGGGGACGGCUUCGGGAAACUGUAUUCUGAUGCUAUUAUUGGAUUUGGAGCUCACAGACUAGUGAACCUGAUGUCUCGUCACUCGCGGCAACCGCUGUACUACUACGAGUUCGGGUACAUCGGCAACAGCAGCCACUACGUCGACCCUGACACCAAGAAACCCGUCGCGGCUGCUCACCACGACGACCUGCUGUACCUGUUCAACGUGAGCUACAACUUCCCGUCCAUCCCGCCGGCUGACACCAACGACUCGCUCAUGGUCGACAAGAUGACUGCUCUCGUCUACAACUUCGCGAGAUAUGGCGACCCGAACCCGAAACCCGACACUCCGGAACUGGCCGGUCUCUCAUGGCCUCAGUACAAGCCUUCUGAUAGAAAGUACCUCCGAAUAGAUGCUCCCUUCGCGGUCAGGGAGAAACUCUUCGAGGACAGGUUCCGAGUGUGGGAGGAGCUGUUCCCCUUGGACUAUCAGAAGUGUAAAUAAAGAGAUUUGGAUGACAAGUUUUUUGUUAGGAUGUAAGUGGAGAAUGAUAUUUUGUAAAGACUGUAGCUCAAAGAUGAAAGUGUGAAGACAUUGCAUUUUGUAUCAUCAUUGUAUUGAAGAAGAUUAUUAGAUGUUUUUAAAAAUAAAUAAAAUACAUAAAACAUA
This is a messenger RNA of Helicoverpa zea (corn earworm), 1932 nucleotides long. RefSeq names its product juvenile hormone esterase-like. NCBI's taxonomy places the organism in Eukaryota, Metazoa, Arthropoda, Insecta, Lepidoptera, Noctuidae. Bases 52 to 1767 code for a protein of 571 amino acids. The transcript is spliced from 11 exons. The record is from RefSeq and is a predicted model, not a curated record.